Coffea eugenioides is the source of this 1686-nucleotide messenger RNA. Its product is annotated as putative disease resistance protein RGA1. Bases 1 to 1686 code for a protein of 561 amino acids. Lineage: Eukaryota; Viridiplantae; Streptophyta; Magnoliopsida; Gentianales; Rubiaceae. The transcript has a single exon. The record is from RefSeq and is a predicted model, not a curated record.
AUGGAGGCUAAACACGGUGGAACAGAGUCAAACAGAACCAUGAUGUUGGGUGUGCCAUAUCCUCAGCUAACAGUGGCUUUUCCUAUUACAAUCACAGGCACUGACCAGUUCUCUUCUUUCUUGUCAAAAUGUGGUUCCUUGAGGGCGCUCAUUGUAAGGUCACUGUGGUUGAGAGAGGGGUUUACGAAGGUGCCACCUGCAAUAAGCAAACUGAAACAUUUAAGGCAUCUGGAUCUUUCAGGAUCCGACAUUGUCGAACUACCCAAUUCAAUUUGUGACUUGUGCAAUUUGCAAAUUUUAGGCCUAAUUGAUUGUCACGAACUUCAGAGUCUACCCAAGGGCAUGAGAUUCCUCAGAAAUCUUCGACAUCUUUGUCUAGAUAGGUGUCGGAGUUUGACUCACAUGCCAAGUGGAAUUGGGAAGCUGACUUGCCUGCGGACGUUGAGUAAGGUCGUCUUGGGUGGCAAAAAAGACUUCCAACUAAGUGAGUUGCGAGACUUAAAUAUGCUUAGAGAAAAGCUAAUAAUUGAGCACCUUGAGAGGAUUAAAGACAAAAAGGAUGCAGAAGAAGCUUGUUUAAUUAAAAAAGAGAGUCUCCGCGAGUUGUAUUUGUGUUGGGAUUCCGAAAGAACGCUUCGCCAGUACAAUGAUGAGGAAGUGCUUGAAGCCCUCAAACCCUGCCCCGACCUUCAAUUGCUGUGUAUAGACGGCUUCAAAGGUUCAUCAUUUCCAUCUUGGAUUUCAACUGUAACAAAAGUUACUGUGACAGAAAGUACAGCGGAGUACAUAGUUGGGGCCAGGGAGAGUACCGCCACUGCUGCUGCAAUGUCCCCAUAUUCACUGAAACAAUUGGAGUUAUGGAACAUGCCCAACCUAAAAGGAAUGUUAGGAAGAGAAGUCCAAGGUACUCCAGGAGUAUUCUCUCAACUUCAAUCCUUGCUUUUUGGCUAUUGCCCAACGUUGACAUUGCCAUUGCCAUGUAUGCCCUCCCUCAAGGAGUUAUGCGUCGAGCAGUGCCCGAACAUGGCAUGGGCUUCAAUCUCCAAUCUCACUAGUCUUAACUCCCUUAUAAUUGAGGAGAUUCCAGAAUUGAGUUGUUUUCCAGAAGAGAUGCUACAAAAUCUUAGUCUUCUUGAAUCGCUGGAUCUUGGGUUUAUAUGGGAUCUGCGAGCCUUACCCAGAAGCUUGGCUAGCCUCACAGCUUUGAAGAAGUUGACCAUCGAGGGAUGUCCCGAGCUGGAGUCUCUACCAGAAGAAGGAUUGCGAGGCCUUGCCUCUUUGCAGAAACUCUCUUUGGUCAGAUGCUAUAAUUUGGUGAGCCUCUCAAUGGGGACUAAAGCCCUCAAAUCCCUGACUCAUCUAAAAAUCGACGGGUCAUACGCGACAGCUCUGCCAGAGGAAGUCAAACAUUUCCCCGCGCUACAAAAUCUGGUGCUGGAAGAUUUUCCCAAUCUAACUUCAUUGCCAGACUGGUUUGGAGACCACCUCACUUCUCUUCAAGACCUGACACUAUGGUCUUGUCCGAAGCUUGAAACACUUCCAUCCAGCAUUCAAAUGAUGAAGACACUCCAAAGUUUGACUAUACGUUACUGCUCCCUAUUGGGACCACGGUGUGAAAGGGGAGGAGAGGAAUGGCACAAAAUUGAGCACAUCCCGAACCUGAGAAUUUGGUCGCAGAAUAUUUAG